AUAUCUGAGGCGGAGGCUACGGUUGUUAGUUGAUGGCAUUUCGGGAUACGCAUUCAAGCAAAAACCAUAUUCACUUUCAAAAUGCAUCGUCUAGAAAACACAGUUUCUUAAUUUGAGUAUAACAAGAAGCAGAGCAAAUGCCAUCAACUAGGUUUUUAGGUUCAUUGUCAACACCAAGGGUUGAUAUUACAAUUGACACUGGCAAUCUUUUCUUCAAUCACGCUCUAGAGGGUUUCUUGAAGAUUGGAUCUGUUGCAGCUACGAGGUCAAUUGCAGAAGAUUCAUUUAAAGCUAUCAAUGGAGGGAAGCUAUCAAAACACUGUUUGGAGCGCUCUCUCAAGAAGAUGUGUAAAGAGGGUGCUUACUGGGGAAGUGUAGCUGGAGUAUAUGUGGGAAUGGAGUAUGGGGUAGGGAGGAUCCGAGGCACUUGGGACUGGGUAUGUUCACCACGCUACAAAGAAUGCCAUGAUCGGAGGUGCCCUAACAGGAGCUCUUGUCUCUGCGGCGACCAACAAUAACAAAGACCAGAUCGUGUCGGAUGCACUUACAGGAGGUGCUGUUGCAACUGCCUCAGUGCUCCUUAAUUAUCUCACAUGAAAACAGCAAACUCAACUUCCUUAUAUCGUUGCAUAUUGCUAUGUAGUGUGAUCCCUUUUUUUUUCCUCUUUGGUUGAUUUAACUGGUUGUAAGAAAACAAGGUUGCAAUGAUUAAAAUAACAGGAUGGCUUCAACCAGAGUUUCUUAA
Messenger RNA from Gossypium raimondii (Peruvian cotton), 745 nucleotides. Its product is annotated as outer envelope pore protein 16, chloroplastic. Gene Ontology annotation, molecular function: amino acid transmembrane transporter activity. Bases 138 to 518 code for a protein of 126 amino acids. The record is from RefSeq and is a predicted model, not a curated record. Gene Ontology annotation, cellular component: chloroplast outer membrane. Lineage: Eukaryota; Viridiplantae; Streptophyta; Magnoliopsida; Malvales; Malvaceae. Gene Ontology annotation, biological process: protein import into chloroplast stroma. The transcript has 6 exons.